AUGCAGAGCUUCCGUGCAGCCUUCAGCAAGGGCCUCAGUGCACUUCAGAACCACCAGGAACAGAAACAAUGGGUAGAGGCACGCGAAGUCUACGAGGCACUGAGCGACGCAGUCGAUGCACUUUUACAGUUGGAUGUCAUCGGGGAGCGGCAUCUAAAGUCGUUGCAAUCGUUGAAGAAGACGAAGUUGGGUGGUAUGAGUGCCACUCGGCGAUCCUUGAUCGCCAGAGAGGCGCUCAAGAACGGAGAGUUCCGAGAAGCCCUGCUGUUACUCGUCACCAGCGAAGAAGGCAAGGACCUCUGCGAUGAGAUUCAAGACAAACUAUUUGAGCAGAACUUGAGUACAACUCAGGAUGAGGGAGUGCUGCAUGAGCGGUUCUCUGUCUUGGGAGCGUUCUUAGAAGCGGCAGGCGACAACCCACCCGACGAAUUAAGGGAAACUUGGCAGUGGGUUCGCCAAGCAUGCAGCCGAGCAAAACCUCAGAUAGAAGCGACAGCCCAAGAGAAACUGAUGGAUACGGUCUCGGCCGCAAGUGCAGCAGAUUUCGUUGCAUUUGCUGCCUCGCUCCUGCCCUUGAAGAAGGCAUCAUGUUUUCUGACGCCUCAGCAACUGCUGCAGGCGAAGCAGGCAGUGCAGUCCUUUCUGCAGCACCUGACGAACAUUGUCGAGCAGGUGGCCAAUGAGAUCCAAGCUUUGGACCUGCAGGCGUUGCGCCUGAGUCUGGGAAACGUCAAGCUCUGGCUGGACACGUUUCAGAACCUCAGCGGAGAGGAGAAGGAGGCUGUGCAAGAUCAGCUAGACCUGAAACUGGGCUUGCAGGCAUGGAUCAGCAAGUCUCUGGCCGACGCUAUGAAGGGCUUGAUGGAACCCAAAGCUGUCCUCGUUGCGGUCGAAACGUGGGACUUUCGCGAGAUCAGCGUGCGUUGUCGUGUAGCGGCAGAGCUGGAUGCCGUUUUGAAGACAGGCCUGAUCGACAUGAGCCACAUUGAGAAGUACCUUGCCCAACGUCACGAUUCGGCAAUCCACGAACUCGAAAAUCACACCGGCAGCCUGAAAGGGUUCAAUGCUGAGCUGAAAGUCUUGCAGAAUGUUACCCACGAGCUUCCCGAGUGUCGAGCUGCCAGCCAUCUUGUGGCUCAGCUUGGCAAGGCACUGCGUGAGAAUCUUCUGGACCGGCUCUCGGACAAUUUGCGUUGUGCCCGUGACGUUCCGGCUGUUGUUGCAGCCAGCACUGAGUUGCGUCAAGUGGCUUUCGAUGCCCCAGACACGUAUGAGUGGGUGACAUCAUCAUUGUCUGCAGCCCUACAUCAUUUGCAGAACCUGGCUGAAUUUGGAGUCAAUGGCAUGCAUGUGUGUGGCAGCCAGCUCGCAACAACACCAAUAGGAAAAGCUAUCAUUGGUGAGCACGAGGACGUCUUCGGUGCGGCAAACGAGGAAGAACGUAACAUCUCGUUUCGACGAGCUGGUGAGACCCAUGACUUGAACAGCAUAGUCAGUCGUCUGUCUGACGAAUCUGGAUUGGGCGAAGAUGAGAAGCAGUGGUUGGAGCAGGCCUUGACAGCGCACGAGUCGGCUUCGAAAGAUCUUCUGGAAAAGUACCUGUACCAAACUGGAGCUUGCCUAGAUGUUGCACGAAAGCAGGCGAAGGAAAACUUGGACAUGGCAGUGCAGCAAUGCAAGCAAGAUCAGAACGACGACUCUACCCUAGCAGUGAUCGUGCACCUCUCGGUUUGCUACACACUUGUGAAAUCUGGGUCGGCAUUCUUUCUGUCUGCAGUGCAGUCGCAGCAGGACAUGCUUGUCAUCCCGCACAGGGCGCAAAUUCUCACUGUCCUCCGGUUUUUGCAAGUUGCUCACAAGACAUCCAAGCGAAAGUUCUGGCCAGCAAUGUUUUGCCGAAGAGGUGACAAGACCAACAAGAGGAUCUACAUGAACCACCUUGCGCAAGUACAGACUGGAGAAGGGAAGUGUUUGACUCUGGGGCUUUUGGCCGCGCUACUUGCAGUCAACGGCAUCGAGAGCGACGUCGUGUGCUACAGGCAAAUCUUGACGGAUCAGGAUCAUCAGGCCAUGCUUCCUUUCUUCGAGUUCCUCGACAUCAAGGACAAAAUUCGCUACCGUACACUUGACCAGCUCUGCAGUGAACGGCUUGGCGACUUGACCAAGGCAUCCACGGAGCUGGUUGAGAAGCAAAGUGUCAGCGUGGCCAGGCAUCAACUCCAGCUGGGCCAUCGCGCGCUGCUGCUUGAUGAAGUCGAUGUUCUUUUCAGUCGCAAGUUCUAUGGCCACACGUGGGACGGUGCGUUCAAGCUGGUCUCGCCGCAGGCCCAAGCUUUGGUCCGGUUCGUGUUCGCAGAGUUCUCCAACGGACGCCUGAGCAGUUUGAUGAACAUCACUGCUUCCAAGGCGUUCAAGGAGUUGGUGGGCCAUUACCCGCCGGCUUUGCAUCGAGCCUUGGCAAGCGUGGCGGUUCAGUUGGCCGACAAUGUGCAGGAGUGGAACAAGCCGGAGCCGUUCCUUGACUCUUCUCAAUCGCGCAUUGGCUACAAGGACAGAGAUGAUGUAAAUUACGAAAUAUGCCACGCCAACAAGACCGUCUUCGCAUAUCUGAACUUUGAGAAGACAGGCAAGCUCGCGGCAGAACAAGUGAAGCCGCAUGUUGGCAUCGACCUGUUGUGUGGCCGCUUCUCCUUCGCGGACCUGCCGAACAUGUACUCUUUGAUUUUGGGAGUCACGGGAACCCUCAGGGAGCUGUGGGACAUUCCGGAAUUCAAAGACAUGCUUCAGAAAGAGUACGAGAUCAAUCACUUCACAUACCUGCCAUCCAUUUUCGGAACCAGUCAGCUUCUUUUCAGACCAGUGGAGCAUGUUUCGGUAUUGAAAAAUGAGCAAGAUUGGAUGUCGAGGAUAGCAGCUCUUGCAAGUCAGGAGAGCAAAGCUGGCAACUCUGUAUUGGUGUUCUUCAAGAACCACCGCAAUCUCGCGAAGUAUCCAUCGUGGCGCAAGACGGAAUGUCUCACCGAGCAAACUGAUCUCAAGCGGAGGAGUGGCUACAUCGCAGCGGCCACAGCAAGUGGUCAAAUCACACUGCUGACGCGCGCUUUUGGCAGAGGCAUCGAUUUCCAGAUGCCUAGUGACGAUGGGCACACAGUCGUUGUUAUUCAAACGUUCUUGUCCAGCCUCAUCAGUGAGGAGAGACAGCUCAAAGGGCGAACAGCACGUCAAGGAAAAAAGGGCAAGUUCCUGCAGGUUCUGUGCGCUGAAGAGCUGUCUGCCAAGAUGGGCUUCACGGAGCAGGACCUGGAAACGCUUACGGGAGGUGUCGAAUCAUCGAUCCUCAAGAUCUUGCGAGACAAGCAGCAUGAAAAGACAGUGGCAAAGAUGGCAGGGCUAGUGCAAAGACGCAAGACAUCUUCCGUCCAUGAACAACAGACAAGAUCAUUCGAAAAGCUGGUGUUCAGAGAUGAUGCUUCGGUCGAAGACAAGCUGAGAAAGCUGGCAAGCCUCAACGAACAGUCUGCCAACAUCAACAUACAUUAUUCAGUCAUUUUGGACACCUCGGGCUCCAUGGCAGGAAGAAACCAACGACAGAUGAACAAGGCUUUCAACCACUUUCAGAAGGAGCUGUGUGCGCAAGAGCUGAAGGGAAGCCACAUCCGCGCAUCGGUCAUCCUUUUCGAAACUUCUGCCCAGGUCAUCUCGCAGCAGACGCGGCCAUCGGACAUUCCGGAUAUUUCAUGUCAUCAAGCUCAAGGUGGGACCAACUUCAGUCGCGCUUUCGAGGCGUGCCACACGGUGAUGCAAGAAUCUGCAUCUGACACCCAUGAGUUCAUUCUGUUCUUGACAGAUGGCCAGGCGGAGUUCCCAGAGACAGCACUCAAUGCACUUCUUGCAGCAUUCGAAGGUCGGAUCAAAGGCUUGACUUGUGUUGCUGUGGGUGGCGACGAAAACACUCUACCAGCCUUGCAGCAAAUCGGGCACGUUUUCCAAGCACGGAACAUCGCGUUUAAUCUUCGCGAUGCUGAUGACGAGGCAACCUUAGUCGAGGUGUUUGGUGAAGUAGCCGCCAGCAGUCGUGCGAUCCACCUCCGGUGA
Symbiodinium sp. CCMP2592 is the source of this 4095-nucleotide messenger RNA. The record is from the annotation of a GenBank genome assembly. NCBI's taxonomy places the organism in Eukaryota, Dinophyceae, Suessiales, Symbiodiniaceae.